AUGCCUUCAACCCGAAACCCGCCAUCCAUGCCCCUCACCGCUCCCCUUUGCCCCUGCCUCUGUGCACCUCAGGUGGUACCGCACAUAACCACGGCCAUUCAGGACUGGAUAGAGCGCGUGGCGCAGGUACCUGUGGACGGCAGUGGGGAGAGUGCUGACGUCUGUGUCAUCGAGCUGGGCGGCACUAUUGGUGACAUCGAAUCUAUGCCCUUCGUUGAAGCUCUUCGUCAGUUUCAGUUCAGAGUCGGGCAGGAGAACCUGUGUCUGGUGCAUGUCAGUCUGGUGCCGGUGCUGGGAGUGGUGGGAGAGCAGAAGACCAAGCCCACGCAGCACAGUGUGCGCGAGCUCAGAGCGCUCGGCCUCAUGCCCAACCUCCUCGCCUGCCGCAGCGCUGAGCCCCUAGAACCCUCCACGCGAGAGAAGCUGUCGCAGUUCUGCCACGUGCCUGUGCAAAACGUGCUGAACCUGCAUGACGUCAAGAACAUCUGGCACAUCCCGCUGCUGCUGCUCGAGCAAGGCGCCCAUCUGUCCAUUCUCAAGCAGUUCCAAAUCGAGCCUUCCGAGCCUCAGCUCCAGGAAUGGGCGCACCGAGCCAAGAGCUGGGACGAACUCACAGAGACAGUCAGCAUUGCCAUGGUGGGCAAAUACACGGGCCUCUCCGAUUCCUACCUCUCAGUGCUCAAGGCGCUACAGCAUGCAGCCAUGGCAAGUGGGCGAAAGCUCAUCAUCGAAUGGGUGGCAUCAUCUGACCUCGAGAAUGCUGCCAAGCAAGAGAGUCCAGACCUGUACAAUGAAGCCUGGGCAGCCUUGAAGAGAGCGGAUGGGGUGUUGGUGCCGGGUGGCUUUGGAGACAGAGGCGUGGAGGGCAAGAUCCUUGCAGCAAACUACGCCCGAACCAACCGCGUGUCGUACCUGGGGAUUUGCCUCGGCAUGCAGAUCGCCGUCAUUGAGUACGCCCGGAAUGUGUUGGGCCAUGCGAAGGCGAGCAGCACGGAGUUCGACCCAGCAUCACCGCACCCGUGCAUCGUCUUCAUGCCUGAGGUAUCCAAGACGCACAUGGGCGCCACCAUGCGCCUGGGCGCGCGAGACACAGUCCUCCACUCGCCCACCUGCCUCGCUGCCAAGCUGUACGGCACUCACAGCAGUGUGAGUGAGCGGCACCGGCACCGCUACGAGGUCAACCCCGACAUGAUUGACGAGUUUGAAGCUGCGGGACUGAAAUUUGUUGGCCGCGACGAGUCCGGGCGCCGCAUGGAGAUCCUGGAGAUCCCAUCGCAUCCGUACUUCCUGGCCGUCCAAUACCAUCCAGAGUUCAAGUCCAGGCCAGGGCGGCCGUCCCCUGUCUUCCAAGCUGGCACUGCCGCUGUUGCUCCUCCUCCCAGCGCCUGCUGUGUUGGUGCUGCUGCUGCUGCUGCUGCUGCUGCUGCCGUUGCUGCGUUUGAAGCACACACAGCCACUUCUGCCUCUGCUCCUGCUGCUGCCCUUGUCACGUGCUGCUGCUGUUGCCGGAGAAAAGAUCUGCUCCCAGUGGGGGUGACAUCGUUACAGCUCCAAUUCCUGCGAGGAAUGCUCGCGCCUUCCAUGAUGCUGCCACUGUUUCUCCUUGGAUUUGAUAAGAUUGAAUCCAAGGGCAGUUUUCUUGCAUUCAAGGCCUCCCUUUUCAAGCUACUCACGCCCCCACCAUUCACGCUCCCACCAUUAAAGCUUCCCGCAUCCCCAGCCGCAUAG
Messenger RNA from Closterium sp. Naga37s-1, 1728 nucleotides. The record is from the annotation of a GenBank genome assembly. NCBI's taxonomy places the organism in Eukaryota, Viridiplantae, Streptophyta, Zygnematophyceae, Desmidiales, Closteriaceae.